UCGAUAUCAGACACGAACGUACAGCGUUCUGAAACCUGCAGUCCCAUACUGAAACUUGAUAUCUGAAGGCUUCGGGUGACGGUCAGAUCGUUCUUGUAUUUCUUUGACGGGGAGCAUGAUGGUGAUCACGGAAAGACGAAUCACGAUACAUGUCCUUUAGGUAACGCUCAUCAUGAUUGCAGUGUAUCACGUGAUCCUGUUGUUGCAACGUAUGCCUGCAGCUUGUGCAAGACCGCGCGAGUGCUGAUCCAAAUUUCUUUUUUCUGGUCCAUGCUGGCUAAAUGGUAGCUUCCCUCUUUCUCUGGCUCCUGCAUCUUCUGCAUGCCUCGCUAGUGUUUUUGACAACAAAGUUUCAAAAACGCCGAUACUUGCCCCCUCAACCGGUAACUGCGUACCGCAGCAAGCUACCAAAACACCUGGCAAUUAUUCUGGUCUCCUAUAACGCGGCGAACCCCAAGCACACAGAAGAACUGUAUUUGGAAUGCCUGUUUAGGGUUGUUAAAUGGUGCAAAGUGUUAGGUAUAGAGCAGCUUACUGCAUAUGAUGCCGAAGGUACACUGCUAGGGUGCUCUGACAUUAUUCAGGAACGCUUAACACACCGUAAUGAUAUGCUCACCGACGAGAGUGAAUCAGAACUCGAAUAUCCGUUGACCCCUCCACUUUCUGAAGCCUCAGAGUCAAGAAGCCAUUCACCCGACUUUGAAGACUUCCCCGUACAACUCAAUGUUACAACAGUGUCCACCUCCAGGAAAGGUGCUUCGCAUCAUAGGCCAAGAGAGGUUGCAGUUCGCCGACGAGCGCACGACAAGCAUCCUCCUUAUAAUCCUCUGACACUCCAUAUAAUUUCACGCAGUGCCUCAAAAGCUGCCAUUGCAUCUGCUGCACGUUUUCUUUUAGAUGAAGAAUUUCGCAGGCGCCAGAACAGUGAUGACCUGGACCACGUCAAGGCAUAUGAACUUCCUAUCUCUAAACUGACUUCUGUACCAGGAGGCCUGCCGUCGCCGGACUUCAUGAUCGUCCAUCAUAUCCGCCCACAGGACCAUCCGCCUCCUCUUGAACUACACGGUUUUCCUCCGUGGCAAAUCGCGCUGACAGAAAUCCACCGGACUAUCGCUCAUGACGUCGCUCUCCUGAAACAUCCAAACAAUUCAAUGCCAAGUUUAAUCACAGAGGAAGCGUUCUGUCGUGCCUUGGACGAGUACGCCGGCGCUCAAUUUCGAUUGGGGAGAUAAUUUCAUCAUCCUGUAGCCUGUUUUUAGUCGUACAUACCUCUGACCGCCAUGCCAUCCGGAACUCGGACACACGUUGCCU
Molecule: messenger RNA, 1311 nt
Organism: Suillus subaureus
Lineage: Eukaryota; Fungi; Basidiomycota; Agaricomycetes; Boletales; Suillaceae
Exons: 5
Coding region: 282-1232 (316 amino acids)
Cellular component (GO): endoplasmic reticulum membrane; dehydrodolichyl diphosphate synthase complex
Molecular function (GO): ditrans,polycis-polyprenyl diphosphate synthase [(2E,6E)-farnesyl diphosphate specific] activity
Source: RefSeq, a predicted model, not a curated record